AUGGGCAUUUCCGGCCUCCUACCGUUGCUCAAGUCGAUCCACCAGCCAUGUAAUCUCAAGAAGUUUGCAGGCAAGACACUAGGCGUGGAUGCCUAUGGCUGGCUACACCGAGGCACGGCUGCCUGUGCUAUCGAGUUGGCGCUGGACAAGCCCACCACCAAAUACAUCGACUUUUGUAUGGGUCGUGUUCGCAUGCUCAUCCACUUCGGGAUUACACCUUAUCUAAUCUUCGAUGGAGGCAGCCUACCGAGCAAGGCUGGCACCGAGAAAGAUAGACGAGAAAGGCGGAAAGAGGGCAAGAGGCUGGGACAGGAACUGCUGAAGGUUGGCAAGACUGCACAGGCUCAUCUGGAACUGCAAAAGUCCGUCGAUGUCACCCCGGAAAUGGCGCAGAGGUUGAUUGAGGAACUGAGGCUCAACAACAUACAGUACAUUGUCGCACCGUACGAAGCCGACCCCCAGAUGAUUUACUUGGAACGCCAGGGUAUCGUCGACGGCAUCCUGUCUGAGGACUCCGAUCUUCUGGUCUUCGGCGCCAAAUGUUUGAUCACCAAGCUUGACAAGUACGGAGACUGCGUCGAGAUCAGCCGAAAUCGCUUCACAUCCUGUAAAGAAAUCAGCUUUGUGGGUUGGUCUGAUGCCGACUUCAGAUGGAUGGCAAUUCUCAGUGGUUGUGAUUAUCUACCUGGCAUUGGCGGGCUGGGCUUGAAGACCGCUCAUCGCAUGCUGCGAAAGCACAAGACCGUUGAUCGUCUCGUCAAAGCUGCACAGUUUGACGGAAAGUUGAAGGUUCCUGCUGGCUUCCUUGCAGCGUUCGAUCAAGCGGAGAAGACGUUUUUGUACCAAUGGGUGUUUUGUCCGGUUGCGAAUCAACUGGUCAACUUGACCCCUCUUGCAGAUGGACUCAAUGUCACCGACAUGCCGUUCAUAGGGGAGGAGGUACCAGCACAUCUCGCUAUGGGCGUAGCUCGGGGCAACCUGAACCCAUAUACCAAACUACCUUUCACGGUCGCUGGUAAAGCUAAAUCGAGUGGCAAUCCUCUAGCUCCGUCACGGAGGGUCUCUUCCAAUGUCCAAACUCCAGACCCGAAAGGCUCGAAGACGAUAAAUUCCUUCUUCAAGCCGAAGCGAACACCCUUGGCCGAGUUGGACCCGAACAUCUUUACCCCGUCUCCAAGUCAGCAAGUGCUGCUUGAACAACAACGAAACAAUAAUGGAUGGGCAGCAGUUCCCACUCCACGCUCGAGCAUACAACGAGCUCCAGUCCCUAGUACUGGGCCACAAGCUCUCAGACGAGUCGUUACCGACUCAAGUGUAGGCAGACGAUCUGUUCCAAAUCCGUCUAAGAGACAACGGCUUUGCUCUGAUACUGCUACCAACACACCAGCCCCUGGCGGCGAGGGUAUUGUGCGCAGUCAAUUUUUCCCUUCCACAGUGCCGGACCCCAGUCCAUCACUUCGCCAAACGAAGAACAGUAGAAGGCAGACGACACAGGGCUUCAGCUUGCAUUCGGACGAUUUGGUCGAAGAUGAUUUGGCGGAAGUGGCCGAUCUAGAACAAGCUGCCUCGCAACCAAAGAAGAAGAUGAGGAUCUUUUCAGAGGAUUUCCGAUCAAGCAUGCAAAGCGAGUCACAGUCGACGACUGCCUCAGGAAGCACGACUUGGCAGUCUCAAGAGUCUGCUGGUGCGUCCACACCCGCGACAUCACAGGGCAGCCCGGAGCCCGAGUCUGUGUUCAGUGCUGGCAUCUCCUCGCAGAUGAAGGACUUGCGGUCCAAGUUUACAUACAACGCCUCUGCACUGUCUUCAGCGAGUACGCCAUGUCUUACCAAAUCCACGCUGCGUAAGCUAGACAUUGAAGCAUCGGCGCCUUCACCCUGCCCUGUUGGCGCUGUUCUCAAGCCGCUAGAGAAGACUCCCGCUAAACCCAUCCUCCCAGGAACUCCCCCUGCUGUUGAUCAAGAGCUCGAACUGGAAGACUCGGCAUGGUCCGCUAUGGAAGCUCAAGUUGUCGUCGCUGCCAGCUCACCGCCCCCUAUGACGCCCGCGAAACGGAGACGAUCAUCUUUGAAGGGGAGCGAGGAUUUACUUGUGCCGGACAGCGAGGCUGAAAGCGAGUGUUCGCCUCGCAAACCCUUGUUCAACCUGGCGCGAUUCGCUUUUGCAGGGUAG
Molecule: messenger RNA, 2172 nt
Organism: Dothidotthia symphoricarpi CBS 119687
Lineage: Eukaryota; Fungi; Ascomycota; Dothideomycetes; Pleosporales; Dothidotthiaceae
Product: exonuclease-like protein
Exons: 3
Coding region: 1-2172 (723 amino acids)
Biological process (GO): mismatch repair; DNA recombination; DNA double-strand break processing
Cellular component (GO): nucleus
Molecular function (GO): metal ion binding; 5'-3' DNA exonuclease activity; 5'-flap endonuclease activity
Source: RefSeq, a predicted model, not a curated record